Molecule: messenger RNA, 3072 nt
Organism: Toxoplasma gondii ME49
Lineage: Eukaryota; Apicomplexa; Conoidasida; Eucoccidiorida; Sarcocystidae
Exons: 1
Coding region: 539-1738 (399 amino acids)
Source: RefSeq, a predicted model, not a curated record
UGCGCUCGGCAAAGGGCUGGACAAAAUGACAAACGAGAAACUUCCGGGUCCACAGUAAUGUUGUAUGUGGAUUACCGGUAAUGCUCAGGAGGUUAGACUACAUGGAGUCUAAUUACCACAGAGCAGCCAAUCCUGCAUUCGAAUUGUCUGCCCCGUCCGUCACUCGGUGUCCUGUGUUCGUUGAUCCGGUGACCCCUCUAGUACGCUUGCAUGCAACAAGAGGCCACGGCCGAGAAGCUGCGUUGAACUUCGCUACGAGUCAGCUCGCUGUCCGUCGAUGAGGUACGCUCUUUCUUCUGAGGGAGCCGUCCUACCUAUGUGAAUGGUUCACAUUUUUCCUUGUUUUGUGGAAAUCCGUGUUUUGCGGUUGUAUCUGGCAGCAGUGCAACCAAACUAUUUCGGACCCGCCGAAACCCGUAUGUCCCGAUUGAGUCGCAAAGGAGCAGUCGACGCCCUAGUCGCUGUGCGGCCAAUAUUUCCCCCUCGAAGAUCUAAUUAGUUGGUCUUUCGAGAGUUGAAAUCCGCCGAGGAUGCAAAAAUGUCUUGCCGCGUGGCGUUCCGAUCUAGGUUGCAUCUGGUACCUGGUUGCGUGUGCGCGGUGCUCCUGGGCGCAGAGCUGCCUCCCGCGCUGCAGACGUACCGUGCAAUUAGUCUCGCCUGCGAGGUAGCUAGUGGAGACGCGGGAUACACAGAAUGCACAGAUGCAUUGGAGCUGGACUCGCAGGAGAUUGGGCCAGUCAGUGAAGAUGGCAGCAAUCUUCAAAACGCAGUUCUUAGGGUGCCUCUUUCCCCGGGGGCCGCCGGGGGGGCCGAGGCGGUCGUGGCGAAGCGGUCGAACGUCAGAAACCGCGGCACGAAUGCACGAUACCCCAUGUCCGACAGGGGCGGAGGAGCCAAAAACUGUCUUCUGUUUCCCGCAUUUCUCUUUUUAGCUCUUGCAGGAAGUGGAGUUAUUGGUUUCUUCAUGCGAAAGCAAGGAACUGCCGUCGUAACGGACCAAGUCAAAGCGGGCCCUCCCCCUGAAGCCGCGAAGCAAAGAAACACGGUAUCUGCCAAGCGAGGGGACAUGGAAGCGAGACAGCAAGGUCCUGAGGAGGUCACAAGACAAGGCGGUGCGGAAGUCGCACCGGGGAAAAAAGUCGGGGACCCUUCGCGGGGUCGCAGGCAGGACGCAAUCUUUGCCGCUGUGCUGUCAGCGGCGGGUCUCUACGGUAUGUGGCUCUCUUUCCGAGACCAUGACAAGGAGUUUUCUCUAAAGUCGUCACUGCCUGUGUUGCCAAAUCUGCACACGCCCCUCAGCGCACACGCGGAUCCCUCCCUCGAUGUAGAAUUGGACGCAUCGGUCGAGGCAGGAGUAGAAGAGCCAGGCGAAGGUGCAGCGCAAAAGGAGGGAGGCAGGGGCUCUUUCAUCGAGGACCUUGCGGCGAUGUUAGAGAGCAAUUCAGAGCAAACGUUGUGCAUGGGUAUGGCUGCAUUAGUUCUUGUCUUCGGGCUUGUUGUUUUCUCGCUGGCGGCUUCUCGACGGUCAAGCGAACAGGAAGAGGCAGAGGACCCACCGUCUCCCUUCGCCAGUGAGCAGCAGAUGGAGCCUGCCGAGGCCGCCACCGUGGAGGAACCCAAGAAGGCUUUCGAUUCAAAAUCCGAGAUGCCAACGGGGGGGCCUUUCGAGGCCGCGUCUGCUGAUGAAGCGGAGCAGGUGCCAGGCGACGACGGGGGCGAGACUGAGAAGACGGACUAAACUUCUCAUGAAACAGAAGUGGAAUCCGUAGAGAGAGGGGAGGCAUAUCCUGCAGUCGCUGGAGUUGCGCGAAAGUCUGGCGGCGUUUCCUCAACGGGCCACACCGCUGAUGUUUGCAAGGACGAAGAGGACCCUGAGGAAAAGAAGGGCCGAACCUUCCGUCCGAGACUGCGUGACUUCAAGCCUUCUCGAACAAAUUAACUUUGCUGCGGGGUGUGCUGGACUCACUCGCAAAGAUUCAAGAGUGCACAUGCUAUAGUCUCAACGCAAGGAAUGCUGCAGUGGUGAACGGGCUUGAGGAGGUUCUCUGGGAGGUGUGGAAGCAACAAGAGCGGGCAGACGGAACGCCUGACACAGGACAGGAGAAAGCGCCAGCGUCAAGGGGCAAGGACAGGGAAGUCCGUUUUUCGAGGAGAUUGAUGAGAUGUACUUGCUAAAGCGGCUCGUGAAAACAAAUGCCGCGACGGCGACGUCACCGGAGACAGGUCCACCCGCUUCGGCGCCGAACUUAGCAGCACUCAGAGGUCUCACGCAGAGGUUGACAAAGUGCAGCAAACCGAAAACGUGCGAGAGAGAGAAGCGGAGCUUCUCGCGUCAAUCGAGUCUUCGCGUACUCAAGCGGUUCGGUUUCUCAGUGAAGAUGUUAAAAGAGCUGAGGCGGAACUGCCACAUUCCGAUGUACACCAUUUGGACGCCGGCACCGAAAAUCUGCGAGCGUCUUGCCACAGUGGCUCAAAAAAUGUAGACACAGAAGGCUUACCCUCUCGACCAAACGGCACGUAGCGGCUUCCAGCAUGAGACGUAAAGUCUUAGAAGAGCGGAGCAUGCUGCAAGCCAACCAACAGGAACUGGAGGAUGAUUUAGAAAAGGCUUAGUAGACGCGUACGGGACAAGAGCAAGCCCUACUAGAGGCAGCGCUUCAGGAGCAUCCCUGCUGAGGACCGGCAGCUGCCUGUUCAACGAACGGUGAGAUGCUAGAGUCGAAAGCGAAAGAAACUCAGUCUGCCCGCAAGCGGUCUGAGUCGAUGCUCCUUCGGAAGCAUUGGCGAUCGGUCACUUCUGAGAUGACACCAUGUUAGACGCUUGGAACAUCGUGGAACGCCAACUCCAAGAGCCAUUGUCUGUAAAGACCUGGGAUGACCCACACGAGCCGGUGAAGAUGCCGGGUGACCUGGGAUUACCCCCCGAUGCCCAAUUUCAAGCUCUGGUGGUCAGUACUGGCACCACGCGGCGAGUGUAAAAUGUGCCGUCCUAUUGCUUGAUGGUAUGGGAUCUUUUAUUUCACAAAUAUCCAGAACGCAGAGAGGUAGUUGUUUCUGCACCCACGUUGGGGA